AUUAGGCUAGUGAUGAAUUUUUAGAUUUCUGACUCAUUCUGUGUAUCCAUCCGUUCACGUUCACGUGUAAUUUAGCGGAUAAACUACGCGAAUCUAUGAUCUUCACAAUACGAAAAAUACAUGCAUCUUAAUACACACAAUAGAACUUGUUAAACUGAUUGUAUGAAUUCUGGGAUGAUUACUUACUUAAAACGACGCUUCUCAUCUGGGGACCUGCAAGGUGAAUUAGCUGACAAGCGUAUGCAAGAGGGCCUACCUAGUUUCCUACGAUUUGGAUCAACCACACAGUCUGGACAAUCAUAUCAACAGUAUCAACAGCAAAGCUCUAAUAUUCAAACUACAGGGCAGGGUUAUUCAAACCAACCCCAAGAUUUUAGUUCUACAGGUCCUGCAAACUACGAUAUGAGAUACGGAUCUACAGCCCCUACCAUGGCCGAACAAUUCUCUAGUUCUCAGACAGCCACAACUACAACUAAUCACACUCCUGGAUCUGUAGGUCGAGGACGUGGUGCUUAUCCAAGUGCACCAACAUCACCAACGAGAGGUAUGGGACUUGGUGCCUCACUAAUGGGUCCAAUGGGAAGUUUAACUGGUCAGAUAUCCAAUACCCUCAUGCGUAGUUUCAAUACUGCUGCCUCCACUGCUCAGAAUAUAUCCGGAAAAAUGUCUUCAAAAGAUCACCAGAAAAUACUUCUAGUCAUAGAUGACACGCAAACUGAUUGGUGUAAAUAUUUCAGAGGCAAGAAGCUGAUGGGAGAUUGGGAAAUAAAAGUAGAACAAGCUCAAUUCUCAGAAAUUUCAAUGACAGCCUAUAGCGAACAAGGUUGCGUCGUUAGCAUCUAUUCCGAUCAAAUACGUUCAAAACCUCUAAAAUCAUUUAAACCUGAUUUUGUCCUGAUACGACAACAUCCAAGUGAUUUGAAGGAGAAUUGGCAACCUAUACUCACUGGACUAAUGUAUGGAGGUACACCAUGUAUGAAUACUCUGCACGCAAUAUAUAAUAUGAAAAAUCGCCCAUGGCUUUUCGCUCAUUUAUUAAUGAUCCGAAAUCGAUUGGGCAAAGAAAAUUUUCCACUUAUUUCACAAACCUAUCAUACAAGUCAUAAAGAAAUGGUUGUAUCACCAGCGUUUCCAGUUAUUGUGAAAGUCGGAGUAGGUCAUCGUGGCGAAGGCAAGGUGAAAGCUGACACACCAUUUAUCUAUCAAGAUUUGGUUGGUCUUAUGAUUUCUGGUCAAACAUAUGCCACAACAGAACCAUUCAUUGAUGCCAAUUGUGAUCUCCAUGUACAAAAAAUCGGUACGAAUUAUAAAGCGUUCAUGCGUAAGGCUAUAUCCGGUAAUUGGAAAUCGAAUACUGGAUCAGCAUUAUUGGAAAAAGUCCCUAUGAAUGACAAAUUUAAACUAUGGAUUGAUGAAGUGUCGCGUUUAUUUGGAGGUUUGGAUAUCUGUUCUAUUGAUGCGUUACAAUCAAGAAGCGGUGAAUAUUUUAUUUAUGAGGCUAAUGGUUCAGACAUGACCCUCUAUGGAGAUAGCCAAGAAACUGAUAGAACAGAAAUUGCUGAACUAGUGAUGCAACGUAUGCAGUCUAUAACAUAUUCUUCAUCUAUUCCUAAGGUUCCAAGUCUACAAACAAUCGGUAGAACAAGCGAAACAGAAAGACCAGUAGGUAUUGGUAUAGGAAGUGCAACACCUGCUGCUCAGCCUAGUAUUGCACCUAGUGCAGUACACCCUACGUAUAAUCCACCAUUUCAGCAACUUCCAUCACAACCUUACUCACAAGUACAUCAAUCGCAACCAGUAAAUGUUCAACAAAGUCUCCAGCCCCAAGUAACACAAAAAUAUCCACCGUCAACAGGGAUGACGUCAAAUACUAAUUCACUUAUAGGUGAACCAAUAGGAUCAGUAAGUCCUGCACUGAGUAAGCAUUCUGAUCCCGGUUUCACCACAAGUUUUGGUUCACCUACUAGUUCACUAUCUUCGAGGGCUGAUACACCACACCAAACUUCUUUUAGUACACCAGCGACAACUGCAGCGAGUCGAGGGCACAGUACAGCUUCAGAAAAUUCUGACAUUGGGUACCGUUCAAAUAUCGGGGGACUGUCCAGUAUGCAAAACACAACGCACACUAAUUAUUCUUCACAUACAUGGGACCAAAGUUCUUCAUCUGGCUUAUUUAGUCCUUCCAAAAUACCACCAAUGGAUUCAACUACCAAACCAAAUCUAAUGAAUCAACAACCGUCGACAGGAUUUGAUGCUUCUGAUCAUACUACUGGAACCAAGAUGAUGAGUUCUCCUCAACAGUCUUUCGGAUCUUCUUUCAGCUCUAAUGUACCAUAUAGUACUGAAAAACUUGGUAAUGAUGUAAGCAGAAAACCAACAGGUCAAACAACUAGUGGACUUGAUCGUCCAAAUGUCCCACCAAGACAAACUUCAUUACGUACCGGACCAAGCACUGAAGAUACAGAUGAUACUAUGAAAAACCUACGCAAAACAUUUGCUGGAAUUUUUGGUGAUUUAUAAAAGAAUUUGCCAGUAGAAUUGUCUUAUUUAUAACUAACGUAUUAUUACUCAUUAUAAAUGUUGUAUCUUUAAAUCAAUUGUUUCCAAACUACAAAGAAUAAUGUAAUUGCUGCUUGACCAGUUUCUCUUUUUUUAUUUUUAUUUUCUCUUCUUUACUGCAAAUAUUUGUUUGGUGAAAUUUCCAAUAUAAAAUAACUAAAUAUUUAUGUUAUUGCAUACUUCUUUAACAUAGUAAAUCUAUCUUAGUUUCAUCUAAUUAAUAAAAUCAAACAAAAAACCAACAUACUUCUAAUCAUCAUUACCUAUCCAAUUACUACUAAUAUUUUGUUGUUCAAGAGUUUUUGUUCAUAUACAAAUUCUCUAAAUCCAUACAAUAACAAAUUGAAACUCAAGUUAAUUAAUCUAAAAAAAACAGAAUUAUUUAUCACUACUAUUUGUUUAAUUAUUUACUACUUAUAAUUUACUUAUAAAAUAAAUUCAAAUGUGAAAAUAUUAAUCUAUCCAAUUGAUAUUUCAAAGUGCUCAUGUCAGUUGUUUAUUGAUCUUUCAAGUAUUCACUUAUUUCUGUGAUGUUUUCUUAUUCUGCCUUUCUCUCUCUCCAUCUCCCUCUAUUCCUCCAUUGCUAUACUUAUUACUUGAAGAUAUUAAGAAAUUUUUAUCAUCUCGAGAAGUAAUUCGACUAGUGAAUCUUAUUUAAAGAUGGAAGCCAAUCCAAGCAUAAGGAAUGACAAGAACAAUAAAGGUAGGAGAUUAAUAGGCUUUUGUUUUAUUUUUUAAGUCUAUUGCUUGCUGUUUAUCUAGUUAAUCUAUUACUAACCUACGAAAUGAUUAACAAAUCAUGUAUAAAGUGAUACCGUUUCAGUGGAUGACCAAUUGAUUGAUUGUCAGUUUGAUUUGUUUUUCCGACAAUGUGAACUGGUGUUACUAAAAUCGCACACAAGCGAAAGACCUAUUACUUGGUGUUGAAUACACCGUAAGCUCCCAAUCAUAAAUCGAUCUCCUCAAUCACCAAGGCUAGGCAACUUGAAAUUUACUUAAAAAUUGAAUUUCAGAUUCUACUCAAACUUAUGAGCAACAUUCAUUUCACGUACAGUACACAAACAAUAAAGGAAUCUAGUAAAUUCUAGUUAGUAUAAACCCCUGAAAUUUUUGCUUUUAAACCUGUCAUUUCUAAUAAAGAUCAAUUUUGUAAGUGAAUAGUGAAAUAAGUCAACAUUUAAGAAGUAAUAAAUUACUAAAUCACUUCAGAAAAGUCUCAAAUUAGAAUAAAAUAUUUGUCCAGU
This is a messenger RNA of Schistosoma margrebowiei, 3803 nucleotides long. The record is from the annotation of a GenBank genome assembly. NCBI's taxonomy places the organism in Eukaryota, Metazoa, Platyhelminthes, Trematoda, Strigeidida, Schistosomatidae.